UUGCGGAACUAACCUACCAGUGCAACAACCUCAUAUUAUCAUUAAAGUCCUAAUCCCAAUCCUUUGUAAGAGUUUAUAAUCCCUUAACUAAUUUAUUCUGCAUCCUUCCAUUAUAUAUAUAGUUGUGUACUUUUGACUCUCUCUCUUAAACCAAUAAUUGCAAUCAUGGGUAGAGGAGUAACUUGCGACGAGGCUGCGGCUGGCGGAGGCGGUGGUGACGGCAGCUUGUACACAGAGGUUUCUUCUUCGACUGUUGUGUUCGAAGAUAUGAGUGAUUUUCGAAAAUCCAGCAAGUCUUACAGGGAUCAUGAUGUGGGAGAUGUGUUCUUUGGGACGGAUGAUAUAGCAGACACGAGAGAUCUCCUUUACAAGGAAGAUGUUCUGGAGUCUUACAGAAGGGAUGAAGCUUUGAAGUCGUCCAAGAAAAGGCAGAAGAAGAGAUGUUCCUUAAUUGCACAGUGUUUUCAAUUUCUGAACUUAAUGUUCUGCAUUAGAUGAAUCUACCUUGUAAGUUUGGUAGAGUUAGCAGAAGCUGUAGUAUUCUUAUUGAAUUUUCAGUUGGAUGAUCUUGAAUAAAUGGAAAAAAAAAAAAAAAAACUGGCAACAAAUUGUCUUCUAGCCAGAUAUUACAGAUCA
This is a messenger RNA of Tripterygium wilfordii, 636 nucleotides long. RefSeq lists its product as uncharacterized. NCBI's taxonomy places the organism in Eukaryota, Viridiplantae, Streptophyta, Magnoliopsida, Celastrales, Celastraceae. The transcript has a single exon. The coding region runs from base 166 to 498 and encodes 110 amino acids. The record is from RefSeq and is a predicted model, not a curated record.